UUCAAUUGGCAUAAACAAAAUUACUUGUUUGUAAAACGAAAAAGCGUGUGAUUGCUCAAAACUUACCUAUUUCAGCGGUAGUUUACAUAUAUAUCUCGAAAUUAAAUAAACAAAGAAGCUAGGAAAAUUUUAAAUUUACAUGAUAAUCAAUUGCCUAAAACAAAUAAAUUAAUGAAGUGCCGAUUACUCUCUAUUUAUUUAAUUGUAUUUUAUUGCAAUCCCGCUAUUGCAAAUCUGUCUAGGGAUGAUGCCAUUCGACCUCAAGUGACAUUUGUAGAUCCGGGAACAAUAGUGGACUAUCAGCCAAAGUCACGUCAUAGAGGCUUUUUCGAUAAUGACAUGCGUAUCUAUUGUUAUCGUGGAUCUCCCAAAGAGUUGAUUCGUUUUUUUGAAAAUGUGGAGCUUCAAUUGGAAAUAGAUAGCGACGAUUACACACAAUAUGAAGGUGCAACGCCUACCGAGGUUCGGCAGCAUUUCGAAGAACGUCGGUCGUUAUUUAGCUUCAAUUUAUUCACUCAAAAACGCACGCGGCUGAAUCUAUCUCCGUUCAAGCAACAAUGUAUUGGCAUCGACACUGUAUUACCUUAUCGUGUUCGCCUACUGCAAUUUCGAUUUGAGUAUUUCCGGAUUAUCCAGUUUGUUUUGGGUGUUUGGUUAUUGGUUUGCGCUGGAAGGCUAAGCCAAAACUCGUUGUUUUUUUACCUUACGGGUGUUGUUUUGGGCAUAUGUUCUUCCUUAAUGCUUAUUAUUUGGCUAUCUAGCAAGUUAAUGCCCAGGCGUCCUAUGAUGUAUGGAAUUCUAAUUGGUGGGUGGACACUUGGCGUUUACAUUAUUCAGCGACUAUGGGAGAACCUACAUUUAAUAUUUCAAAUGUAUCGCGCAUAUGUGCUCUGGUAUAUAUUUAUUACGGGAUUAUUGUCAUUAUUUUUUUGCUACCGAAUUGGGCCUCCUACAAACCAACGCUCGAAAAAUAUAGUAAAAUGGGUUUUGCAAAUAAUUGCAAUAACUUUAAUUUAUCUCUCAAGCCAAUAUGAAGAAGCAAGUGCGAUCGUAGGGAUUACCACUGCCGUUGUGUACUAUUUUCCUUAUUACAUUUUACACAACCUCCUAAAAAUUUACAGACGAUUCUUUCCACCCAAAAGACGUUUACUUACCAGUGAAGAAUUUUAUGAACAGGGCAUUAUAGAAACUACAAAGGCACUGAACGAAUUGCGAGUUUAUGCAAGUAGCCCUGAUUGCAAGCAAUGGAAGAUCGUAUCCAAACUGAGUGAUCCUCUGCGUUUUGCGUCUUUUGUUGAAGGUGAUUCUCACCUUCAAGAGGAAGAAAUAUCAAAUUUUGAAAGUUUUAUGCAAGCGAAUGAAUUCGACGAGUCCGAUCUAAGUGCAAAUGGGGAUGAAAAAUUUGUCGAAGAAAAUCAAAACACAAAUUUACUCUACCACCAUUAUGAAAAUGGACAGAACCAAAUUUCAAAAGCGAAAAAAAGUAUUGCUUAUGAAGAAAUGAGUGAAGAAGAGUGUGACAGCGAUGACAGUAUUGGCAAUAAAGAGAUUAAUGCCCAAAAAACAAGUGAUCGCUUUAGUAAUACACAUAUUAAGAAAAAGAUGAAUCGUGUGGGAACGGGCGUGCGACAUUUUUACUCUGAUGACUUAAAACAGACAUAUAACUCACGUGCACGAAAAGAGCAAGAAAGGCUUGAUGGCCUGCAACAAGCACACUUAAACACAAAAGCUUCAAGUUCCAACAGUCAGCAUUCAACCAUUAAUAAUAAAAAAGGCGUAAAAUUAUAUGGAAGAGGAGCCAAUCAUAGUUAUACAUACAGCGAUCCAUUUGCAGAUGGCGGUUCUGAAAGUGAUUAUUAACAUGUUCGGAGGUAAUCCGUUAUUCGAUAAGACUCAGUAUGGAAUGUUUACCAUCUCAUUAUUCUUAAUACUUCUUAUACAUUACUAUUAUAAUCGUAUAUGCCAUACAUGCCUCAUUAAAAGAACAUUUAUACAUAUAUUAUUAAGUUCGUAAUCUUCUUUGGAUUUAAAAACAUGCCCCAAAAAUAUAGAUCAUUUGGUGCACAUUAGAGAUCGCUUGGGGAUCAACUUAAUUUUAUUUUGUAGAUAUCAUAAUGAAUUUACAAAAGUUCACUUUUUUGUUCUGUUUCUAGUUAAACGGUAUGUCAUUUAAUAAAAUUCAUCAAUAAAAUUUAAACCAAGCCUUGACAGUUAAAAAUGGCUGCUUGAUAAAUUUUUGAAUUUAUCUUUAUUUUUUCCUUUAGUCUUUCUAUGCGAUUCGCCCGUGGUAGAUGUGCUACACCGUGCCCGUAUCGUCUUUUGAUUAUGUGACUUGGUUCGUGAACUGGACUUUGAUCUCUGCUUGUGAACAUGACUUUCUUAUGUGUUACGGGCUCUUUGAAGGUAUGCCGGCGCAUAAUAGAACCAGUUAUAGUAUUAUUCAAUAAGCUCCAUCAAAGACGCUAGCAUCGGCGAGUAGGAUGCCGUAGCCUGCAUUCCUCAUGUGCCCGCGACGAUACUCCGGCCUUGUUCGAGGCUCGUAAUAAAAGGGUCAGUUUUUAGAAUUUAUAAACGUUUGCAACCCUGUCGCAAAUUCUAAACUGAUAAUUUUCUGAUGUUCGGCGCUUAUUUUGCAUAGAUAGGUGAAAUGAAUACCUAAAUAAAAACAAUAGAGUUUUCUAUAAAUAUUCUCCUUGAUAAUUUGGAUCAACGAUGACAAAAUUCAAAAUUCAAAAUGACAAAGAAAAUAAUGAUUGAAGGAAAAAAAUGGUUGUGUAUACAAAGUUUUUAUGAUGCUGUUUUAACCGGAGCGUUUUAAUGAAAUCAAAGACAUUUUCUGCUAAAUUGAAAACUUAAAAGCGGAAUUUCGUGUUUUCAUCUCGCUAGUAAGGGAUUCAUCAAUAAAUGUAAAAAGAAUUAUUGGCGGAAGGGAGCCAUAAAUAAGUCAUAUUACCAUAUCUAUACAUAAGAAAGUGCAAUAAUAAUCAAAAUAAACCAAAAGAU
Molecule: messenger RNA, 3003 nt
Organism: Anastrepha obliqua
Lineage: Eukaryota; Metazoa; Arthropoda; Insecta; Diptera; Tephritidae
Gene: Nemp
Product: nuclear envelope integral membrane protein
Exons: 4
Coding region: 172-1860 (562 amino acids)
Cellular component (GO): nuclear envelope
Source: RefSeq, a predicted model, not a curated record